AUGUUGAUUGUUUUUAUUGCAGCGGCCAUAUGUACCCCUCCAUGUCUUCUGUUUUCAAACACUACGGAUAUCAUCGCCGUUGACUACAAAACGUCUGCAGUACAUUCUGUGGUCACUGGAUUAACCAGGGCUGUGGCACUCGAUGUUCAUUUCAGCAUGGGAUAUAUUUUUUGGAGUGAUGUAUCUGAGCAGAACAUCAAACGUUCUGGUAUUGACGGUUCCAGUAUCACCACAAUUAUCACCAAUAUUGGUGUUUGUGAUGGAUUGGCAGUUCAAUGGACGACAUCAGAAUUGUACUGGAGUGACACUACACACGAUACGAUAUCCAAAUCUGACCUAUCGGGCAAUAACCAGCAAACUGUGCUAUCCUUGGGACUUGAUGAACCUAGAGAUAUCGCUUUGGAUCCUGAUAAGGGGUGAGUGGCCACAAAGUUUUUUUUUUUAUCACCAAAAAAAUUCCGAAAAUAAGCCCCUCCAUGUUUAACCCCCUCCAAAUAUAAGCCCCCCAAAAUGGGAGACAAUUUAGGCCCCUCCAAAUAUAAGCCCCACCCCCCGGGGGGGCUUGUACUUGGAACUUGCCCUCAAAUACAAAGUAAAACAAAGCAAAAAAGGUAAAUUUCCUUCCCUCUAUAAGCUAACGCAAUUUGAAAUUUGAUUUUGAAACGCAAAUGCCCCUCCGUACAUAAGCCCCCUCGAAUAUAAUAUAAUUCCUACGUGUGACCUCUGUUUAUCUCCACUCGAAAUUAUAAAUACUUUUUUAGAACUGAUGGAUAAUUAUGACAACUUUUAGAGACCUUUUUUCCUGUCUAAGUUUUUAUUUAUAACAAGUAGUUUGACGUAACACUUUAUUCUAGAAGCCGACUACUUUUUUACAAGAGAGAAUGAUCUAAGUUAGCUCAUUCUCUCUUGUUUUUUACAAAUUACUGUGACAGGCUGAUGAUUUGGACAGACUGGGGUUCCAGCCCCAAAAUCGAAAAAGCAUCCUUAACAGGGAAUCAGAGAGUUGCCAUAGUAACGUCAAACAUCCAUUGGCCGAAUGGGAUCGAGCUUGACAGAUGGAAUAAUCGUAUUUAUUGGGUAGAUGGAGCCGUGGAUCAAUUAGAAUCUGUCGAUUACGAUGGCAAUGACAGAAGACUGCUUGCGACUGUAACAAAUUUUCAUGGUUUUGGAGUAGCCAUUAUUCCUCCUUUUCUCUUUUUCACUGACUGGGCUUCAAACGGUCAGUUUCAUCAAGUUGACGCGGAGACCGGGUACUUUGUUGUCAGCGGUGUCCGCUUCACUGGUAGGCCCAUGGGCAUUGUGGCAUACGACAGUUCCAGGCAACCUCCAGGUAUGCCGUAAAAUAGUGGUAUAGGGCGCACUAGUACUCCAAUUUUUUUUUGCCGAGUAAUCUCAUUAUUACUUUGCAGAGUAACACGUUUACGUCGAUGAUUUCUUAGUCUUUUACCUUUAUCUCAUGAAUAAAAUGCAGUGGAAUCUCAUCAAGAUAACUUUACGUUGACGUUCUUUUUUCAGCGGUGGUUUAACCGGUUCGACAGGUUGUUUAGUUACUUUUAGGUCAACGAAUAUAUGUUGCACUGAUGAUGAUGAUGAAUGUUGGUUUUCACGUUUUUGUUUUAAAGUUUCCAGUUCUUGCGCAACAAACAACGGCGGCUGCAGCCAUUUUUGCGUAGUGAAGACUUCUGGCGGCCACGAGUGUGUCUGUCCAGUUGGUUUGUCAUUGAAGGCAGAUGGAAAAACAUGCAACAAGAGUAAGGCAGCUGUUUUGACUACAGAGGAAAUACAUAUCUGUAUUCUCUCCUUUCUAUACUCAUGCUAAAUACUUGAGCAAUACCCCUCAGUCUCUUUAAGGUACAUAUUUUCCCCAGAGAGAAAAAAGUAGAUUAAAGAUACAGUCGACGGAACCUUUAUGUGCAGCCAGCCCUCCGAAGAGAUCACCUCCAUGAUCAGCGACCAGCUAUCCUAACCUCCAAAACGUUUCUCAGCCAGAGCCAUCCAAUCAGUGGCUCAAUAACCUUUAAUUACAAAAUAGUGUCAGGGAACCCCUAUAGAAACAUUGGGAUAACAAUUCACUUACGACUUGCCCAAUAUCGCCUUGCCCAAAUCUAUUACCUUUUUCUGGCAUAAAUUGUCAUGUUUACUGUACAACUAAGUCAUUUUAAGUGUGUUGCACUUUACAGAAACGGACAAGUUCCUUGUUUUUACGGACGCCGAUGCCAAGUCUACUAAUAUUAUUUCGUUGGAUGUGAACUAUUUUGUUGCCCGACGUUUGUUCUUCCAUCUCGGAAAUCAACGCCCGAUUGCUGUGGACUACGACCCUGUUGAGGACCGCGUAUACUGGACUGAUGUUGCACAAGGUCUAAUUAUCAGUGCUAUCUCUAAUGCGACUUCACUGAGGAUCCCUUUUCGCUGCAAUGUAAAGGUGCCAGAUGGCCUGGCCAUUGACCACGUGGGGCAAAAUAUUUACUGGACAGACACAGGAACAAAUCGUAUUGAAGUUGCUCGGCUGGAUGGGACAAGCAGGAAAUUGUUGAUCAAAGAUGGACUUGAUGAACCCAGGGCAAUUGUACUUGAUGAAAGAAAUGGGUGAGUUAUAAAUCGAAAGGGAGUAUCGCGAUAUAGCUGGUCUUCCUCGCAGCCGCUUUUGUCUCGUCAGACAACGCUUUUCAAUACAAAUCUUAAAAGGGCUAUGUCACGAGGGGAGGAGCGUUGCGUGACAAGACAAAAAAGGCUGUGAGGAAGACUAGGAAGUAAGUAUACGGCUGUACUUAGACUUUCCUUUAAGUUGAAGCCAAUUCAUCUUAGGUGCACGAAAUGUCAAAGUAAGCGUUAUCAAAAAAAUAAAUUUUAUCUUGGUAGUUCUUUUAAAUAUUGCUAAUUUGUGCGUGUGUGUUUUUUUUUUGUGAUAAAGAACGAUGUAUUGGUCUGACUGGGGAUCCAAUCCAAUGAUUGAACAAGCAGCCAUGGACGGCUCAUCAAGACGAACCAUUGUGACAGGAAACCUUGGUUGGCCAAAUGGAUUAACUAUUGAUCAAACUACAAACCUCCUGUACUGGGCGGAUGCUAAACUGGACAAAAUCGAGGUAUCUGACCUUAACGGUGAUAACAGAAGAGUUAUUAUGCUAUCUGCAGCAGAUAUUCACCCGUUUGGUUUGACAGUGUAUAAGAGCAUUUUGUACUGGACUGACUGGAACAAUAAAAGCAUUUCGCGGUACGAUUUAAACAAUGGGAACACGGAGUUGAUUAUUCAAGGUCUCGAAAAGCCAAUGGAUAUUCACCUGUACGAUUCGUCUCAGGUGUUUUCAGGUAAAUCAUUUUACUUAAUAAAACCCAGGGGCGGAUCUAUGGGGAGGGUGCAGGGGGUGCGCACCCCCCGCCUCCCGAGAUGACCUGCGGUUUUCUAAUACAACUGGUAUUCUGCAAAAAAAAAAAUAUGUGGUUUAUUGGUGUUGAAGUAGAGCAACAGACGAGUGCACCCCCUCCUAAAAAAAAUCCUGGAUCCGCCCCUGAAACCCGUCACUAGCAACCCGAGGGAGCUUUAGCAUCGACGACGGCAACGGCAGCGAAAACGUCAGUUUUAAAAUGAAUUCCCGUUUUUUCAAUCUUUGUGGCGUUUAUUCCAAUUUGCUGAAAAUGGCAAUGUAGGCGAAUUUCCCUGGAGUUGAUUUCUUGAGGACCGCCCUCAAGCUUAGAGAGACUAGAAAGAGAUUCGUCGUCGCUUGUUUACGUCCUCCAUAAAACUUGCAAUUAGGCAUUUUCAUGUCGUAGUCGUGCAAGGACGGCGAAGAAAUGUACAAAAAAGCGUGAUGCACGUGCAAAGUUGUUGUUCUGCUAAUAUAAACCUAUCGCGUUUUUGACGUCCUCGUUGCCGUUGCCGUCGUCGUUGCUAAAGCUCCCUACUAUUAUAAUGAAACGGCACCUCAUACUAUUUUAAACAGUGUUGACAAUUUUUUUCAAUUAAAUAUGGUGGUACUUAAUAAAAAGAUAAAUUCGAACUUUUUUUACAUAUCUAGUCUGAAUUCUGGUGGCACCUAAUUAACUCUAACUUUAUCAGGGUCUCAUCCGUGUACAAUCGACAAUGGAAACUGCAGUGACUUGUGCUUGCUUACGCCGCAAGGAGGUCACCAGUGCGCAUGUCCAACUGGAGUAGUCCUCAAACCUGAUGGGAAAAACUGUAAUUAUGGUAAGAGCAUAUGAUUGGUUUUGGUAGUGCGCUUGUAGCACAUGUUUCCUUAACUGCUUUUUGUUCUGCAAAAUGUAGGAAAGAAAUAGUCAUGAAUGUGCUGAAAAUUAUAGGAUACUAACUCUCCUGUGAUUGUCCGACCUUCACUUCUUUUUUUCAGAUUUAUUUAGGAACCUAAGCUCCGACAAGUUCAUGCUUUUUGCUGAAGCAAAUAGCGGGCAAAUUUACAAAGUUCCUCUGGCUGUACCAGACACUCCUUGCUUUCCUCUAGGGAUCAAAACCAACAUAUCCAGACCAGUUGCAGUUGAUUAUGAUCCGAUUGAAGGCAAGGUUUACUGGACUGACGUGGUAUUGAAGCAGAUUGUUAGAUCUUAUCCCAAUGGUUCGGAUCUUGAAGUAAUAGCGGAGAGUAAUGUGGAAAAUCCUGAUGGAAUAGCAGUCGACUGGAUUGAGCGAAAUGUUUAUUGGACUGAUUAUCAAACUAGUAAGAUUGAAGUGUCACGAUUGGACGGAUCAUACAGAUUUAGCCUCAUUACAUCUGGUUUGGACAAUCCUAGAGCUCUGAUACUUGACAUAGAUGCUAGGUAACAAAGAUAAUAUAAUGAGGAAUACAACUUAAAAGAUAUAUUUGAGUCAAUGGAAACAUGUUAAAAAGAUGUUCCGGUUUUGUGAGGAAGCACUUUAAACUUAUACGGAAUACUGUCUGUUUUGUCCCCUUGUCUUGAAAAAUCUCUCAAAAAAAGUGGGCUCUGCUAUUUAUCCGAAAAUCCAUUUGACUUGAGCCCCUACAGGUCUCAUAAAGUAGCAAAGGCUGUGCUUACAUGUGAAAGCCAUGAUUUUAACAAACUUAUAACAAAUUUUCACAGCAUGUAGUGUCCAUUCAGUUUAAUAUUGACGGAUCGUACAGAACAAGCCUUACAGCAGAAAUAAACGUUGACAAACCUAGGGCUGUGAUAUUAGACAUCGAUGACAAGUAAUCUAGUAAAUUUUGAUCAAAGUGGCUGAUGAAUAUAUUGUUCUAGGAACCCUACAAUCUUCUCAACUCUAAAAUCCGUAACUAAUGGCCGCAGAAAUCAAUAUAAGAGAAAAACUUGUUUCUCAAUGCCGUUUUAAGACAUUUUCGCUUUAUUUUUUAUCCCUCUUUUGAUCUCUGUUUUCUGUCUUGAUUUUUAUUAUAGAAAGAUGUACUGGAGCGAUUGGGGAUCCUCACCAAAGAUCGAACAAGCGAACAUGGAUGGCACGGCUAGAACCGUUCUGGUUAGUUCCGGUUUGUCUUGGGUGAACUCACUCGCUUUGGAUUUCAAAAAUAGGCUGCUGUACUGGUGUGAUGCACAACUCGACAGAAUCGAAAGAGUGGACCUUCAAGGAAAUAACCGCGUGCUGAUACUGGAUUUGUCAUCCAAUAACGAUAGUUAUCACCCUUUCGGACUCGCCUUAUACGAGGACGUGCUUUUCUGGACAGACUGGACUACAAAAAGUGUUCAUAGAUAUAAUAUGACGUCUUCCCUCUCCGAUGUCUUGGUCCAUGGAAUGGGAACACCUAUGGAAAUCCACAUCUAUGACUAUAAUAUCAUAACUUCGGGUGGGUGUUCCUUAGAAAUUUUGAUGUUGUGA
Molecule: messenger RNA, 5797 nt
Organism: Porites evermanni
Lineage: Eukaryota; Metazoa; Cnidaria; Anthozoa; Scleractinia; Poritidae
Source: the annotation of a GenBank genome assembly